AUGGGGAACAGCCUCCAGCCUUACGAGGUGCACCCCUACUCUCGUCCUGGGACCGGCAGCAGCAGGCCAGAGGGGUGCCUGCGAAAACGGCUUCUGUCCAUGUCUAAAGUGCAUCAGAAACCGGAUUCUCUGUGGACGUCAAAACCUCUGCUAGGACCCAAUAGGGCAUCGCCAGCAAAGACCGCAACCGAGGAAGCCAAAGAGCUCACUGUAACCGACGAUGGUCCCCUGGGUGGGCACCCCUGGGAACAGCAGACAAUAGCAGGCAGCUGGAGGUGA
Messenger RNA from Knipowitschia caucasica, 279 nucleotides. The record is from the annotation of a GenBank genome assembly. Lineage: Eukaryota; Metazoa; Chordata; Actinopteri; Gobiiformes; Gobiidae.